Messenger RNA from Didymodactylos carnosus, 276 nucleotides. The record is from the annotation of a GenBank genome assembly. Lineage: Eukaryota; Metazoa; Rotifera; Eurotatoria; Philodinida; Philodinidae.
AUGCAACAAUUUAAUGGCACAUGGAAUUUUGAUGAAAAACAGUUGGAAAAAUUUCUAAACGUGAGUGUUGAUAAAUAUCAACAAAUCCUAGCUUUGGGAGAAGAUAAAGUGAUUCUAUCAUCAAUUAUUGUUCUUGUCAUGUUGAAAAAACAGUAUCAAAACGAUGAACAACUGUGGCAACCAAUUGUUGAUAAAACAAACAAAUACUUAUUGAAACAUUUGGCCAGCAAAGAUGAGUUGAAUAGACUGAUUGAAAUGAUUACGAAUAUUUUAUAG